Pocillopora verrucosa is the source of this 2224-nucleotide messenger RNA. Lineage: Eukaryota; Metazoa; Cnidaria; Anthozoa; Scleractinia; Pocilloporidae. The record is from RefSeq and is a predicted model, not a curated record.
UGGCAACAGAUCGAAGGUGCUGGAAAACAUAUUCGGACACUUUCUGAGAGACAGCCAUCUUUGCUGCCUUGGAAUUUCCAAACUUUUUAAGGGGAAAUCGAUUUGAGAGCAACGUUUGACGACAACGAUAGUCAAUAACCAAAAUUUAGCACAGCUUGAUUCAGUAAUGAUCCAACUGAUGUCACAAAAAGGAGCCAGGAUGUGCGUGGCUUUCUUGGUUUUUUUGUGUUUCAUUCCCAUCUUUGUGGAUUCUUCGUCAUCUGUGCAGGGAUUUAAGGAAACGCAUUUUGAAGGCUUUGCAAACCAUUACCUUCGAGGCCACAUUGCGCAAACUCAUCAAGUGUCUACAUCACUUGACUGUGCCUUUUAUUGUAUGACCGACUCAAGGUGUCAAUCUUACAACUACCAGAUGGAAGGGACAACCAAUCAUACGUGUGACAUAAACAGUAAAAAUAAAACUGCAGACCCUGUGGCUCUUGUAAACAAAACAGGAUUCAUUUACUUUCAACCAUAUGAGCCUCGUUCUCGUCGAGGUCCUGUCCAAGGUUUUACGGCUAAUUUUACCAAUCUUGGAGCCAGCGGUCGCCUCGGUCCUUCAUCGAUCGGUGAUCUUUACAGAGGCCAGGGUCACGAUGGUCAUGUGACACUUGUGGCGGGGAUCCAGCAUUGGCGUUUACCGUGCACCACCCGGUACAAAAUAGAAGCAGUUGGCGCCACAGGUGGCUACGAUUCAGUAAACUCCGGAAAAUAUCGCGGUUUGGGAGCGCGCAUAAUCGGCACUUUUCAAUUGACAACAGACGAGACACUCAAAAUCCUGGUUGGCCAAGAAGGGGGUAUCAAUAUCUACACAUCUUCUGGAGGGGGAGGUGGUAGUUUCGUGGUACGUUCAGACAACACCCCCCUGAUUAUAGCCGGGGGAGGUGGAGGGAGGGAGUCACCGCAGUCCUCAAGAACUCAAUGUCACGCCACCACAAGCACAUCCGGAAAUCAAGGAUAUUCCAGUUCAGUCGUGUGGUCUGGAGGAAGUAACGGUAAUGGAGCAAACACCGCUGAUAAUGGAAACUCAGGGGGAGGAGGUGGAGGAUUUUUUACCAGCGGCCGAAGCUCAGCUAACUUUGGUGGAAGCUACGGAACUGGAGGAGAGGGUGGUAAAGGAUUCCUUCAGGGUGGAGAGGGAGGUCGAGCAAUGAGCAAUAAUGCCCAUGGGGGUUUCGGUGGGGGAGGAGGAGCGUAUGGAAAUGGAGGAGGUGCUGGAGGCGGAGGCGGCUACUCAGGGGGCGCUAGUGGGGAUAACAUCGCAGAUUCCUGUGGAGGUGGAGGUGGUUCAUACAACUCUGGUGAUGAGCAAAGUAACUAUUGCUGUUUUAACGACAAGGGACAUGGAUUUGUGUUUGUCACGUGGUCUUGCUAAGGAAGCUUUUCAGGGGAGUGGCCACCAAGCGUUGAGGAAGUCUCGAGCGAGUUUUUUCCAAUUUUAUAGUGUGAGAGCACACUCAAAAGAGUAAUAAAUAACUUUGAACUUUUAAAGAUUUCUGUCCCAGCCUACCAGCUCCUUUUAGGAGUAAAAAUUUAUUUGGGAAAUUUGUAAAAUUUCACUUAAUUAAAGAUUUCCGUCCCAGCCUACCAGCUCCUUUUAGAAUCAUUUCAAGUAAAACUGAUGAUGAAAACGUGAGUUUCAACUUUCACACAUCUAAUUUCAAUGACUUGUGGUAAAACUCUUGCCUUUCAAAGCAUAUUCACUAUGUUUAAUACAUAAAAAAUGAAAGCACUCUUCGUCCAGCCGCUAUCUGAAUGUAAUGUAGCUUGCUAUAGAGGAAGUUGUCGAUAGUCCAUCAGGUUACAUACCACAUCGUUCUUUCUGAUGAGCCCUAAAUUAGGCAAGAACGGGCUGGCAGAUGGCCUGCUUCUAGUAGUAAAUUAACAGGACUGUACUUGAAUAAGCUUUGUGUUUCAAAAGUCUCGAGUUUUCCUUUUUCCUAAUUUUGUUUCCUUUUACAGAUUUCUAUGAACGUCUCAAUAUUCUUUCGCUUCUUUUGCGAGACAGCGGUUGUUUCCCAUGUUUUCCUAGAAAUAUUGCGCGAGAUAUUGGCGCGCAGGCCUUUGAUGCCCUGGCGCGUACUCUACGCCUGACCGCUAUGCUGUUGUAAACGGAGUUAAGUGUUGCAAUAACGAAUUUAUUUGACGGUUGUUGUGUGAAUUGCGUUCUAAAUCACAGGAAUUGUUA